CUUCCACUUGAUUUCCUUACCAUUUCGCUACCAAGCUACGGCCACCAGCACGGCCUACCACGAGACCAGGCUGUAUGUGCGAGAAGCAAAUCCAUGCAAAUCACGAACGAGGGUGUGUUGGUGCAACGUUACCCUAACGAACCAUGAGAACGAGUCGGCGAUUGGUCGAUCCUGCGAGCGAGCUGCCGAGGCUCGAAGAAAAGCAACCCUUCCUCUUUCCCGAUUAUGUACCAUCUUCAGAAUCGCCAGGAUUGCCGUGCCGUUCGCACCCCCCUCGAGGCGUUAACAUUCUCGCUUUACGUAGCUUGAGUAAUAGAACCAUUAAUCAGUGUUCAGCUACAAGAAUCCUGUUUUACUUGAAUUUUUCGUUUAUUGUAUUAAAACGACGCUAUCAGAGUACACCAGUUACUCCUAAAAAUAAACUCCAAGUGAUACGUUUGGAGCAUUGAUUCUAUUGAUCCUGUUCGGAAUCGUUCUUCCCAUCACCGUUGAACUAUAAACUGCCUCCUUCAAGCAGAAUCCCUCAAUCCAAUUAAUGUGACAAAGGUGAACGUUAUUCUCGCAUCUGCCAAGUGCAAUCUGCAAAUAGCAGUGUGCCAUUAGCCCGCUCCACAUAUCAUCGACGGUGUGCAGUUCAACCGAGAGUAAGUCACUCGAGCGAACCAUGCUUGUGUCUCACACGGCGGGAUCGUACGGGAUAACAUGAGCAGUAACAGCAAGAAACCACCGGGAGGCAAGGACGACAAGAAGAACCCCUCCAGUAAAGAAGACAGCCCGUCGGGCGGUAAGGACGAUGGUGGUUCUGCCUCGACAGGAAGCAAUGGCGGUCCGACUGCAGGAGAACCACCGCAGCCCGGAAGCAAGCCCAACUCCGCUGGUGCGACCGCCAGAGAAGGGGCCCACAGACUCUUGGGCCUGGCAGCAAAAGGCGAAUGGGCCCCCGUGGACCAGCUGCUCAAGUCCUUGGAGAAGACGGUGCAGAGCGCGGGGGAUGAUAACUUCAUCGUCCCGCUCGCCGGCGUCGUGGACACGACGACGGGGAUGACGCCGCUGAUGUACGCGGUGAAGGACAACCGCAGCGCGCUACUCGACCGGAUGAUCGAGCUGGGGGCCGAUGUAGGAGCCAGAAACAACGACAAUUACAAUGCUCUCCACAUUGCUGCUAUGUACUCGAGGGAGGAUGUCGUUAAGUUGUUACUGUCCAAAAGGGGUGUUGAUCCGUAUACCACAGGAGGGCCAAGACAGCAGACGGCGGUUCAUUUGGUGGCAUCACGACAAACAGGCACCGCGACGUCGAUUUUACGAGCUCUGCUGGGCGCCGCAGGUCGGGAUAUCAGAUUGAAGGUCGACGGCAAAGGAAAGAUACCACUUUUGCUAGCGGUGGAGGCAGGCAAUCAAUCGAUGUGCCGAGAACUUUUGGCGCAGCAAGCGCCGGAUCAGCUUCGGGCCACCACGCCAGCAGGUGAUUCCGCUCUGCAUCUGGCCGCCAGAAGAAGAGACAUCGACAUGGUGCGGAUCCUGGUGGACUAUGGCGCGGUUGUCGAUAUGCAAAAUGGCGAUGGGCAAACCGCGCUGCACAUCGCGAGCGCCGAGGGUGACGAGACUUUGGUGAAAUAUUUCUAUGGCGUCAGAGCGUCCGCCUCGAUCACCGACCAUCAGGAUCGAACGCCUAUGCAUCUGGCCGCGGAAAAUGGUCACGCUUCCAUAAUUGAGCUGCUAGCUGAUAAAUUCAAAGCGAGCAUCUUCGAGAGGACGAAAGACGGCUCCACUCUAAUGCACAUUGCAUCACUAAACGGACACUCGGAAUGCGCCACCAUGCUCUUCAAGAAGGGAGUGUAUCUGCAUAUGCCAAACAAACGUGGUGCCAGGUCCAUUCACACGGCCGCGAAGUACGGUCAUGUGGGCAUUAUCAGCACUUUGCUGCAACGAGGAGAAAAAGUGGACGCGGUGACUAACGAUAAUUAUACGGCACUCCAUAUUGCCGUGGAAAGUGCCAAACCAGCUGUCGUGGAAACACUUUUAGGAUACGGCGCUGAGGUGCACGUGAGGGGUGGAAAACUUCGGGAAACUCCGCUCCACAUUGCCGCCAGGGUGAUCGACGGUGACAGAUGCGCUCUGAUGUUACUGAAAUCCGGGGCAGGUCCCAAUUUAACAACCGACGACGGCCAAACGCCCGUGCACGUUGCAGCCAGCCACGGAAAUCUGGCGACUCUACUCCUGCUCCUCGAUGAUGGCGGCGAUCCAAUGUUCAAGUCAAAGAAUGGAGAGACACCCCUACAUCUAGCCUGCCGAGGUUGUUGCGCAGAUGUGGUCCGGCACUUGAUCGAGUUCGUAAAGGAGACGAAAGGUCCGGAGGUGGCAACGGCCUAUGUGAAUAGUGUGACCAAUGAUGGUGCCAGCGCUCUGCAUUACGCCGCUCUCAUCGAGCCCUCGGAAGUUAAGAUUCCCGGCGACGAUCGUGCUAUCGUUCGCGCCCUUCUCGAUAGUGGUGCGGACGUCUCACUGCAAACUAAGCAGGCCCAGGAAUCGGUAUUUCACCAUUGUGCUCACGCGGGCAACAACGAGGUCCUAUCAGAAAUGAUCAGUCGCAUGAUAGCCACGGAAGUGCAAAAGGCGUUGAAUAGACAAAACGUCAUAGGCUGGACACCACUACUGAUCGCCUCUCAUUGUGGCCACAUGGAACUAGUGAACAACCUCCUCGCGAAUCACGGCAGGGUAGACGUGUUCGAUCUCGAGGGUAGAUCCGCUCUUCAUCUGGCCGCCGAGCACGGUUACCUCCAAGUUUGCGACGCGUUGCUGGCGAACAAGGCCUUCAUAAAUUCCAAGUCGCGUGUGGGAAGGACCGCUCUGCACUUGGCCGCUAUGAACGGCUACACGCAUCUGGUGCGGUUCCUCGUACAGGACCACGGCGCCGCGAUAGACGUGCUCACCCUGAGGAAGCAGACGCCCCUUCACCUGGCGGCGGGGGCGGGCCAGUUGGAGGUCUGCAAGCUUUUGCUCGAACUCGGUGCCAAUAUAGAUGCAACGGACGAUCAAGGGCAGAAGCCGAUCCACGCCGCGGCUAUGAACAAUUUCGCCGAAGUGGUGCAACUCUUCCUGCAGCGGCAGGCCACUCUCGUGAUGGCGUGCACCAAGGACGGCAACACCUGCGCCCACAUCGCCGCGAUGCAGGGCAGCGUCCGAGUGAUCGAAGAACUAAUGAAGUUCGACAGGCAAGGCGUGAUAACUGCUAGGAAUAAGCUGACGGAGGCGACACCCUUGCAGCUGGCGGCAGAAGGUGGACAUGCCGAGGUGGUAAAGGCAUUGGUUAGGGCUGGAGCAUCCUGUACUGAUGAAAAUCGUGCAGGUUUCACCGCGGUUCAUCUGGCAGCUCAGCACGGCCAUAUCCAGGUACUCGAAGUGAUGAGAUCGUCGCAAUCUCUUAGGAUAUCCAGCAAGAAGCUCGGCGUCACUGCACUUCACGUUGCUGCUUACUUUGGCCAAGCUGAUACGGUUAGAGAACUGCUAGCUUAUAUACCUGGAACCGUGAAAUCGGACCCACCAACUGGAGGAUCUCUAGUAGAGGAAUUAGGAGCUGAGUCUGGCAUGACACCACUUCAUCUAGCUGCCUAUUCCGGAAACGAGAACGUCGUGCGACUCCUGCUGAAUUCUGCGGGAGUUCAGGUAGACGCAGCGACGACGGAGAACGGGUGGAACCCCUUGCACCUGGCCUGCUUCGGCGGUCACAUCACCGUCGUGGGCCUGUUGCUGAGCAGAUCGGCUGAGUUGCUACAUAGCUCGGAUCGCUACGGCAAAACAGGACUGCACAUCGCGGCGACCCACGGUCACUAUCAAAUGGUGGAGGUGCUUCUUGGCCAGGGAGCGGAAAUAAACGCCACCGACAAGAACGGCUGGACGGCGCUGCAUUGCGCUGCUCGCGCUGGUUACCUGGACGUGGUGAAGCUGCUUGUUGAGAGCGGUGCAUCACCGAAAACUGAAACAAAUCUCGGCUGUGCGCCGAUCUGGUUUGCCGCGUCCGAGGGUCAUAACGACGUACUCAAGUAUCUUAUGGAAAAAGAGCACGAUACGUAUGCUCUGAUGGAUGAUAGAAGGUUUGUCUACAACAUGAUGGUCUGCAGCAAAAGUCACAACAACAAACCGAUAGAAGAAUUCGUUCUCGUGUCACCCGCUCCGGUCGACACGGCAGCGAAGUUAUCCAACAUCUACAUGAAGCUCUCCGAGAAGGAGAAGGAGCGCGCUAAGGACUUGAUCGCGGCUGGGAAACAGUGCGAGGCCAUGGCCACGGAAUUGCUGGCCCUGGCGGCGGGCGCCGACUCGGCUGGCAGGAUCCUGACGUCGAUGGACCGCAGGAACGUCGAGUUCCUGGACGUGCUGAUCGAGAAUGAGCAGAAAGAGGUAAUCGCACACACCGUGGUGCAGCGCUACCUCCAGGAACUGUGGCACGGGAGCCUGAAUUGGAACACCUUCAGGACGGGCCUGCUGUUCAUCACCUUCGUCCUGUGCCCGCCCGUCUGGGUGGCGUUCGCCCUGCCGCUCGGGCACAAGUACAACAACGUACCCAUCAUCAAGUUCAUGUCAUAUCUCACGUCACACAUCUACCUGAUGCUCUUCCUGUUGUUGGUCGGUAUCACACCCAUCUAUCCGGUAGUGCGGGCCAACCUGAUACCGUACUGGUACGAGUGGUUUCUGCUGGUGAUGCUGUCGGGACUGUUGCUGUUCGAGCUGACGAAUCCCAGUGACAAGAGUGGCUUGGGUUGGAUCAAGCUGGCGGUAUUGCUCUUCGGCAUAUUCGGCGUGGGGUUCCACCUGAUGGGAUUCGUGAUCAUUGCGAGACCAUACUGGCCGACUCUGCUCUACCUGAGGAACCAGCUGUUCGCUCUGAGUUUCCUUUUAGCUUGCGUGCAGAUACUGGACUUCCUGUCGUUCCAUCACCUGUUCGGACCUUGGGCGAUCAUCAUCGGUAAUCUCAUGAAGGACCUCGCGAGGUUCCUCGCGGUGCUCGCCAUCUUCGUCUUCGGCUUCUCCAUGCACUUCGUCGCGCUGAAUCAGGCGUUCAGGAACCAAUCGUUGCAAGAAGCGCGUCUGGAAGACAGAAAGAAGAAGAAUACGUUCUCCGACGAUUUGUUGGCCAAUGUUACGGAAUGGAUAGAGACGCCACCAACGGCGCCUCCUCGUCGCUACGGCCGCUACAAGAAAAAAAAUGAGUGUUGUGACGAUAGCAGCAGAGAGAUAAAGAUGAAUCCGAUACUCGCCUUCGAGUAUCUGUUCUUCGCUGUCUUCGGCCAGACCACCCACGGCGAGCUGAAGGUCGAGAACAAUCAGCCGCAGUGGACUUCGGUCCUCUUCAAGUUGACCUUCGGCGUGUACAUGUUGGUCUCGGUAGUGGUGUUGAUUAAUCUGCUGAUCGCCAUGAUGAGCGACACUUAUCAACGGAUACAGGCGCAAUCGGACAUUGAGUGGAAAUACGGGCUCAGUAAACUGAUCCGUAACAUGCACAGAACUACCACAGCUCCGUCCCCACUAAACUUGCUCACCACCUGGUCCGUGUACUUCAUCAAGUUGUGCAAGCAGCGCGCCGCUAAGCGCAAACGACCCUCGUUGGUGCACAUGAUGGGGCUGCAACGCACCGGCCGUUUGUCGCCCAGGUCGAAGAUGGGCGCGAAGUGGUUGGCGAAAGUUAAGAAGGGCCAAGUCCGCCCAAAGCAAAGCGUCACCCUGUCGGUGGUGCAUCUUAGCCCUCUGGGCAGUCAGCUGUCCUUCAACAGCGCAACCAGAAUCGAGAACGUAGUGGACUGGGACUCGAUCAGGAAGAAAUAUCUCGCCCUGACCGGCAACGAGCCCGAGAAGGACGAGACGGAGGAGAAGGAGGAGAAGGGCGAUCAGAACGAGAACGAAGAUGAGACCAGUCCGACAGCUUCCAAUGUCUCGACGACGUUACCGGCGACGGUCCCGAAUCCGCCCAUGUAAAAAUAUCGUCAUCUACCUACCCACCCUCGUCGAAUGCGAGUCUGUGCGAAAAGCAGCACACUCAGAGCGCGAGCAAACGAGCGGCUGAAUUUUUAUCGAGUGUCGCACGAUCAUGUCCUGUGUUACUUGAACGGGGCUCUUAAUGGUGCGCAAAAUUGCGUUAACAGUGCGCAAAAUUGCCGGAGAAUGGUUUCUCGCAAAUCGCUACCGCAGACACAACGAUCCCAACGAUCGAGCGAGACCAUCAGUAUGGGGAUCCUUGCGCGAUCCUCGCAACGGCGACCGACCGAGCAUUUAAGC
Molecule: messenger RNA, 6267 nt
Organism: Ooceraea biroi (clonal raider ant)
Lineage: Eukaryota; Metazoa; Arthropoda; Insecta; Hymenoptera; Formicidae
Gene: nompC
Product: no mechanoreceptor potential C
Biological process (GO): calcium ion transmembrane transport
Cellular component (GO): membrane
Molecular function (GO): protein binding; calcium channel activity
Source: RefSeq, a predicted model, not a curated record